UGGGCAGUCUGACUUAUCCUUUGAUAGGAGUGAUCUGUAGUUUGGUGUCUAGUCUGCAAGCCUGGUGAAGGUUCAGAGUGCAUUACUGUCGAGCAGGAGAAGGUUAGCCCCAAGAAACUUACUUCAGUCUCUCAAUUCACUUGCUAAAUCCAGAUGUAUAUGAAUGCUUGACAUGGAACUCUGCAUUGGAGUGGAUUCUUUGUUGUAGGAGACGAUGAACUGUGGGGAAGUUCUUUCUGGAGUCGUGGUCGUAACAAGUAAGGAUGCAGUCCAGCACCAAGGUAUCUCAUUAACAAUGGAAGGAUCAGUAAAUCUGCAGCUUAGUGCCAAAAGUGUGGGUGUGUUUGAAGCUUUCUAUAACUCUGUCAAGCCUAUUCAAAUUAUCAACAGCACUAUUGAAAUGGUAAAACCAGGGAAACUUCCCAGUGGGAAGACAGAAAUUCCAUUUGAAUUUCCACUGCAUAUGAAGGGGAACAAAGUUCUGUAUGAGACCUAUCAUGGUGUCUUCGUUAAUAUUCAGUAUACCCUACGGUGUGAUAUGCGACGUUCUCUGUUGGCAAAAGAUCUGACUAAGACUUGUGAAUUCAUUGUCCACUCAUUGUCGCAGAAAGGGAAACUGAUGCCAAGCCCAGUAGACUUCACAAUUACUCCUGAAACUUUGCAAAAUGUUAAAGAGAGAGCUUCACUCCCAAAAUUUCUCAUCAAAGGUCAUCUCAGUUCUACAAACUGUAUCAUUACACAGCCAUUAACAGGGGAGCUGGUCGUGGAGAGCGCAGAGGCUGCAGUCAAAAGCAUUGAGCUGCAGUUAGUACGUGUGGAGACGUGUGGGUGUGCGGAGGGUUAUGCCAGAGAUGCCACAGAGAUACAGAAUAUUCAGAUUGCUGAUGGAGAUGUCUGCAGGGGCCUCCCUAUUCCCAUAUACAUGGUGUUUCCCAGGUUGUUCACCUGCCCUACCCUGGAAACGACAAACUUCAAAGUUGAGUUUGAAGUUAACAUUGUCGUCCUCCUGCAUGAUGAUCAUCUCAUCACAGAGAACUUCCCACUGAAGCUCUGCAGGAUGUAAAUAGCCAGAGGAGAAUCACUUAUGGAUUUACUGAAAAAGAAUGAAAUUCUUCAGAGGCCAAGUGAAAAUUUAUCCAUGUCUCACUUUAACUGAAAACACGUAAUUUCCUUCUCCCUGGUCGUAGUUCUUGUGCUUUCAGUUCUCUAUAGAUCUUGCUAAGACUGCCUGCCUUCUGAUAUCCUGUGUGGAUGGAUGUAUCCAGACAGCCUUGUCAGGUAUUUUCUCCUGACUUCAACAACCAUGUUUUCCUCCAUUUUUCUGUGACAAAUUCUGAAGGAAUGAUUCUGUAUAUUUCUACAACUUGUAGAAGUAUGUAGUAAAUUUCUCUCUUUAGUUCAUUUUGUAAUACUUGUCCCAAAGUCCUUUAAAAAACUGUUACACCUGGUAUGUCCCACUAUAUGUGGUGUAUAGAUUCUGGGAGGAGGAUACAAGACUUGUAAUAUAAUACUUAAUAGUGUCUUUGAAGCUGUAAUAAAUGGUGCUACAACAAUGCAGGGUGGUGGUGUGGGAUAAAUAUCACAAGAUGAGGAUGAAAUAAGUGAUGUGCAAUGAAUAAUGAUAUGAAAUAACACCAAGUGUGUUUUGGUCAUAGUUGGAAUGUGAGUCUCUAGUGAAAGGAUGCUUAAAUUGAUGUUGCUUUGCAUGUGGUUUUUUCCCUCCAUUGCAGGGUGUUUUCUCUGGAUUAGAAAAACUGCAUCUUCCUUUAUCUUUGCUAUUUGUGUAAAAUAACACAGAAAAAGAUGACAAGUCAGAAGUUUUAGCUUGAGGAUGUACUUGUACAUUGUCAUCUUGCCUUUUAUAAGACUUAGAACUCAGUUUUGCUGUGGAAUAGCCUGAUCUGCCAAACAGCACCAGCCAGCCCAGGCUGAGGGCAGGGUGGAAAAGUGGAGGGAAAACUGCAUUGGAAAACUGCUGUGCUGUGGCACCUUCUGCCUUCAGCAUGUGACUUGUCCCUUUAUGAACAACCCUUCCAGGGGAACCAGGCCAGUCAUCCUUUUUUCAUCAGGUGGGUUAAUAUUGCCCUUGUUCAAUGUAAAGUAUAAAUGUAAAUGCCAGGAAAGUUAAGGCAGUAAGUACAUUAAAGUGUUUGUAACUGUGCAUCUUAAACAAAAUAUAUAGAAAACUAUUUCAGCAAGAAAUAGCCUUUGCAACAUAAACAGGGUGUAGGUUUUGAUAUUAACAAAACAGCCACAAUUCCAUUUUAAUUGUGAAUGUUCAGUACAAUAUGUGGGAUGGAGGCAGGCUAAGUGCAGAAAGUGUUAAAGUGCAAGUGUCAAGAUGGCAACCUGAAAAGGCAGAAUGAAGAAAACUGCCAAAAAAUAAUUUCUAUUAUCUUUAUCGCCAUGCAGGUAAAUGUAGUUCUUGGUUUGGCCCUGGUGCUGUAUCAUCUGUAUUUUAGGAAUAAACAUCUGAAAUUUUUA
Apus apus (common swift) is the source of this 2484-nucleotide messenger RNA. It is a transcript of the gene VPS26C, whose product is annotated as VPS26 endosomal protein sorting factor C. Gene Ontology annotation, biological process: intracellular protein transport. Gene Ontology annotation, cellular component: endosome. The record is from RefSeq and is a predicted model, not a curated record. NCBI's taxonomy places the organism in Eukaryota, Metazoa, Chordata, Aves, Apodiformes, Apodidae. The transcript is spliced from 8 exons. The coding region runs from base 215 to 1063 and encodes 282 amino acids.